AUGAGAGGGGGCGCGAGGGGAGAGCCGAGAAACGGCUGGCCGUCGCGCGCGCGGCCCCUUCGCUACCAGCGCUCGGUGAGGGCGGGAGGCACUUGCUGUGGUGACGGUUCCUGGAAGAAAUUUCGACUUCUACGAGUGUUUGUCCGCGGUGUCUGGGCUUUCUCCCGGUGCCGAGUCCCGCCCGGGGGCUGCAGUGUCGACCCGAGAUUCCGGUCCGUCAUCCGAGCUCCGGCCGCCUCUGAACGCAUUGCGUUGUGUGAUCAGCCGUCUGGGGCGGUGCCGCCACCCCUCUGUGUUGGCUGGACGGCCACCGCGAGAGAGCGAGCCCCCGGUCCGGUGUCGGACCGACCUGUCAACAAACAGACUCGGAACGCUCUGUGCGGCAGUACGUGCGUCGCCGUUGGUACCGAGACUAGAAACGUCCAUCUGCCGGUCAAAACUGGACUGCGGCCGACGGAAACUCCAGCUCUCUCACAGUUUUUAUUUCAUGCGCGCCUGGGAGCUCGCGGGUUGGUGAACCAGCCUGAUUGGGAAUCUCCGGCGGCCUCACACCUGGACGAAAGGCUUGCCUCCCCAGAGAGAUGGUUGCAGUGCUCCAACACACCUCCGCCUCAAACUAUACUCAAAAGGUCCACCAAAGACGGCUGGUUCGCCGAUGGCGGCCCGGCCGCUCCAACACACCACCGGGACCCGCCACAGGAGUCGUCUUACCAG
Messenger RNA from Amphibalanus amphitrite, 714 nucleotides. RefSeq lists its product as uncharacterized. The record is from RefSeq and is a predicted model, not a curated record. NCBI's taxonomy places the organism in Eukaryota, Metazoa, Arthropoda, Thecostraca, Balanomorpha, Balanidae. The annotation marks the transcript as partial. The transcript is spliced from 8 exons.